UUUUGCGACACUUCGCUGACGUCGGUCGAACUUUGCGGAACUGCAAAGAUGGGAGGAAAGAUCGGUAAAAAUAGAUAAAAUGUGAGCUGUUUUGCCGACUCGUCAUGCGUGGCUUACACGUCGUCGCUAGAAUGUAGAGGCAGGGCGAGCAUAACUAUUGCCAAGAGAAAUGGACGAGAUAAGUCCAUUGUUGGGCAAUCAGCCACAAGAGGACUCGGCUCUUCCAUCUCCGAAUCUGAGGCCAAGGCACCAGGAAUUGAUCCCAACACCAUGCGGCCCGAUAAAGCGUUGGUCGGAGCUGUCGUGCCUGGUAAAACUCUACUUCUGCUUCACCAUAAGCUCUCUGCUGGCACUAUUAGGCCUCACCGUGUACAGCAUCUACAGAGAGAGUGUGGACACCUCUGAUGAUGACUUCACCGUUUCCCUCAUCCAGCUGGUUGGGAUCUUGUUCUGUAUGUACUACAUUACCCGCGGCAUACUGCAGGAGAACAGACAGGAGCUGAUUGUCUUUGUGUUGAGUGUGUUGGUGGUCAUGGUGCGUUCAGUGGUCAACUUCACAAUUCUACCACCUCAGGACAAGCAGACAUUACUGGUACGGUUCGUGUGCAUUCUGUGUGUGGGCAUGGUCCAUGUCUUGUGCGCUUCAUUGCUUAUCAGAAGGCCCAACAUAAUGGCUUUCCGGGUUGGCGGGGCCUUGGAAAGCCUUCAAGAGCAAUACUUCCUGCUUAACCUGUGCUUCUCCAUGGUGACCUUUGACCUACAAGCUCAGUUGUGCCUAUGUAUCCUGAUCCAGGCGUCAGGGACGGCCAUGUCCCAUGUCAACACCAUCAUCCUGAGCUUUGGAGUCUUGUGGGCCUGUCUGACAGCUGCUGUUGGAGCCAUCGCAGUUUUAAAAGAAGUCAAGACCUUGGUUUGGGUCUUUGUCCUGCAAAAUAUCCCUCAAGUAGCCUUUUUUAUUUACCUUCUGUCUACGAUCAUCAGAAAAUGGGGCCAAGAGAAGUCCUACACCCUGGAGGCGGCUACCAUCACCGGAGCUUUGGUUUCGGUCGUGAUCAAGGCGGUGCUUUUCUGGGGGCUCCUCCGGCUCGUCCACAGCUUUGGCCAAGGUCUCAGGGAGAGGAUGUUUGAAUCCAACAAGAGAUAAGAGGUAAGCGCUGCUGGUAGGAGGACGGAUGACAGAAGAUUUGGUUCUGCCGAGCCGGCUGUUGAAAGGAGAGCAAAGUAGAACUUGUUUUUGGUUUUUUUCUCCUUCAUUAUUCCAGAAAUUGGAAAAUAUCUCUGACCAGCACUCAAAAAUGAGAGGCGAGUAUUUGAUGAGUAUGCUCCACUGGGUGUAAUGAGUUUACUGCAUUAUAUAGGUUUUUUUUUUCCAAUUAAGUUUAACUUGUACAUUUUAACAGUUUCUCUGUGUGCCUACCUUCAGGAUGUCAUUAGGCUGCAUGCACAACCUUUUAUAUGAAACUACAAUGUGGUCUUGAAGCCUUUAUUUUUUAACAAUUUUUAGUGGCCUCAUUUCUUUGCCAGCUCAGAGCACUCUAGGUUGAUUAAAACCAAAGAUUUUCUUCAGAGUGGCAUAAACCCUACUUUCAGCGACACUAGUGCUUUAUUUUGAGUUUUCAUGACACUGGAAUAAUUAUUAUUAUUUUUUAAAUUAUGCACUAUUAACUUUAAGGCCUGGACCACACUGCCUACCUGAACAGCACGUGCGCGCCACGGAACCUCUUGCUUUGUAUUUUGGCGCCCAUGUUAGCAGGUUAGAGCAGCCACACAGACCAAGUGAGCAGCGUUGCGACGCAGCUCUAGAAAACAGAUGUUACGCCUGUUUUUCUCUACGUGAGGUACACGGUUCAGCAAAUAUAGACGGGGAAAAUAAUCUGUUGACAGUCAUAUUGACAUCAUAUCCACAUGUCCCAUACCCAUGUCCCGUCUCUAAUGUAAAUUAGUUCUUGAUAAGCCCACCCCUGGAAACCUGUAGAGCAGAGCCGUAACCCCCUCAUAGAAAUGGUUUUUAAACUGAGCCAGGCCAAGUGAAGAGCAACUGCUGUGUAUUUUUUAUUCAUUUUAAGGUCAUGUAUUUUAAGCAUACGCUUUUAACUUUUUUCUAAGCUAAACUAAAUAUAAAUUAAAUGUAUAAUAAUUAAAUGAAAUAUUGGAUUAUUGAUGGCUUUUAUCAAAGGCAAACUCGGUGUAGAAAGAUGGGGCUGUCAGCAGCAGUGCUGUAUGUGUGGACACCACAUGCAUGCGAGCUGCAGCGGCUCGGCAAGGUAGCCGUCACACACAGGUAGAGAGAGGUAAGCGGUGUGGACCAGGCCUCACUCACAUGAAACUGUUGCUUAACAUUUCUGCUGCACUUUUACAACUGGAGAAGUCUUGUUUUUUAACUGGAGGUUCAUAUUAAAAUGUGAAAAAUCAACCUGAUG
Molecule: messenger RNA, 2420 nt
Organism: Lampris incognitus (smalleye Pacific opah)
Lineage: Eukaryota; Metazoa; Chordata; Actinopteri; Lampriformes; Lampridae
Exons: 9
Coding region: 170-1144 (324 amino acids)
Source: RefSeq, a predicted model, not a curated record